AUGUCUGCUGCUACAAAUACUGCUACUACACCCAUUGAUUUCGAAGAUUCCUUGUUUGAAUCUCACGAAAUGAUCAAUGAAACAAUGAUUGAACCAAGAAAAAACGAAGUUGCUGCAGCUGCCGCCGCUCCCGUAGCUACUACUGCUCUGGCUGCUCCAGUUUUAUCAGAGGUUGAUCAGAAAAAGGACGUUGCAUCGCCUUUUCAAAUCCACUCGAGUGUAUUGGAAUCUGUUUUCAGUACAAACUUGGAUGGAAACGAUGCAUUAAUAGAUCAUACUCCUAUGUUUGAUGAAUUGGAUUUCAUCAUGGAUGGUGCCAAGGUUAAUUCCAAGGAGGAUUGGGUUGCUCUCUUUGGAGGCACCGAUGAAGAACCAGCCAUGUUUUCCACUGAAGGUGAAGGUGAAGGUGAAUGUGGAAAUGAAGGUGGUGAAUUUGGUCCAAUUCUUUCCUUGGAUGAUGCUGGUAUCCAUGGUGCUAACGGUACUGAUGGCGCUGUUGAUGACGACUCAAUUGUCCCUCAUGAUGAAGUAUUGGAGGCUUUGUUGAUUGAGGCAUCACCAAAUGGAUUAUCAGAUGAUACCAUUUCCGCAGCUACUACUUCAGCAUCGAGUCCUGAUUUAAUCAGCACUGUUGCUACUAGUGUUGCUGCUUCAACUUCACACAAGAGGCCAUUUGGAGAAGUUGACUCUGUUGGAACUGCCACUGGUGCUGGUGCUGCAAAGAGACACCACCAGUCACAGUUGUUUACUCCUAACCCAUCAUCUACUUUACCAACACCUCAAUUGGAUAUGAAGAAACCUAGCUCCACCUCUUCUUCAAAGAAGGUUAAAGUUGAUCAUUUGGGAUGCGUCACUUAUUCCAAAAAGCAAAGAUCACAAACUUUGGAACCAAUUUCUUUUGAAGGUAUUGAGGAUUCUGCUGCUUUGAAACGAGCCAAGAAUACUGAAGCAGCAAGAAGAUCAAGGGCGAGAAAGAUGGAAAGAAUGACACAAUUGGAGGAUAGAGUUGAAGAAUUGUUGGGUGAGAAUUCCAAAUUAAGUGAUGAAGUUGCUAGAUUAAAGGCGAUACUAGGAGCUAAUGGAAUUGCUCAUUAA
Lodderomyces parapsilosis is the source of this 1095-nucleotide messenger RNA. It is a transcript of the gene GCN4, whose product is annotated as amino acid starvation-responsive transcription factor. The record is from RefSeq and is a predicted model, not a curated record. Gene Ontology annotation, biological process: positive regulation of cellular response to amino acid starvation. Gene Ontology annotation, cellular component: transcription regulator complex. Gene Ontology annotation, molecular function: RNA polymerase II cis-regulatory region sequence-specific DNA binding; DNA-binding transcription factor activity, RNA polymerase II-specific. The coding region runs from base 1 to 1095 and encodes 364 amino acids. NCBI's taxonomy places the organism in Eukaryota, Fungi, Ascomycota, Pichiomycetes, Serinales, Debaryomycetaceae. The transcript has a single exon.